Molecule: messenger RNA, 1759 nt
Organism: Fragaria vesca subsp. vesca
Lineage: Eukaryota; Viridiplantae; Streptophyta; Magnoliopsida; Rosales; Rosaceae
Product: glucan endo-1,3-beta-glucosidase 5-like
Exons: 2
Coding region: 89-1537 (482 amino acids)
Biological process (GO): carbohydrate metabolic process
Cellular component (GO): plasma membrane
Molecular function (GO): hydrolase activity, hydrolyzing O-glycosyl compounds
Source: RefSeq, a predicted model, not a curated record
GCACUGAUCAUCGACUCGAACCUUCAAUAUAUGAAUGAAGCUUUGGGCUUUGGGCUUUCAGAGUUCAAAGUUGAAACUGUGAGAUAAGAUGGUAGAAGCAAGGCUAGUCUGCUUAAUAGUGAUGUGGUGCUUGACAGCUCCAAGGGUGGCUGAAGCAGCCAUUGGAGUGAACUGGGGCAUCCUGUCAUUCCACAGGCUCAAGCCUUCCACUGUUGUAGAUCUCUUGAAAGACAACAAGAUAUCCAAAGUUAAGCUUUUCGAUGCAGACCCAGAUUCCCUUGAGGCUCUCAUGGGCUCCGGGAUUCAGGUCAUGGUUGGAAUUUCAAAUGACAUGUUGCCCUUCUUGAGCUCUUCCGCUGAUGCCUCUGAUUUGUGGGUCCGUCGCAAUGUCUCUAGAUACGUCGUUAAGAAUGGCGUCGAUAUCAGGUAUGUUGCAGUUGGAAAUGAGCCAUUCCUUACUAGUUACUCUGGUCAAUAUCAGCCUUAUGUCAUGCCUGCAUUGCUCAAUCUUCAACAGUCCUUGGCUAAAGUGAAUCUCGCAAGUUAUGUGAAGUUAGUUGUACCAUGUAAUGCUGAUGCCUAUGAGGCUGCACUUCCUUCUCAAGGGGCAUUUCGACCAGAACUAACAGAAAUUAUGACUCAACUUGUUUCAUUUCUCAACUCAAAUGGUUCUCCUUUUGUGGUCAACAUCUACCCAUUUCUAAGUCUCUAUGGGAGCUCAGAUUUCCCUCAAGAAUAUGCAUUCUUCGAGGGGACUAGCCAUUCUGUCACAGAUGGGUCUGCUGUUUAUAACAAUGCAUUUGAUGGAAAUUUUGACACACUGGUUGCGGCCCUGAGCAAACUGGGAUAUGGUCAGAUGCCUAUAGUUAUUGGGGAAGUGGGUUGGCCGACAGAUGGAGCCAUCAGUGCAAAUCUCACUGCAGCAAAGACAUUCAACCAAGGCCUGAUAAAAAAUGUUCUAAGUAACAAAGGAACUCCUCUAAGGCCAGGUGUCCCUCCGAUGGAUGUAUAUCUUUUUGGUCUGCUUGAUGAAGGGACAAAGAGCACACUUCCAGGCACCUUUGAAAGGCACUGGGGAAUUUUUUCCUUUGACGGCCAGGCUAAGUAUCCGUUGAACCUUGGUUUAGGCAGUAGACAAUUGAUAAAUGCAAGGAAUGUUGAGUAUCUACCGUCUAGGUGGUGCGUGGCAGACCCAGCAAGGGAUUUAUCUGCUGUGGAAAGCCACAUGAAACUUGCCUGUAGUGUUGCAGAUUGCACCACACUCGGCUAUGGGGGAUCAUGUAACGGAAUUGGUGCAAAGGGAAAUAUCUCAUAUGCCUUCAACAGUUACUAUCAGGUCCAAAUGCAGAAAGAACAGAGCUGUGAUUUCGAUGGGCUUGGUAUGGUCACUUUUCUAGACCCUUCAAUGGGUGAGUGCAGGUUUCUUGUGGGCGUUACUGCAUCUAGUGCUACUUCCUUUUCUCAGCUACAACACAGUUCGGCCAUUGUUUGGAUUUGGAUUCUUAUUUCAUGGAGGGUUUGGAUUUGUGUGAUAUAAGGUUCCUCAAGCGGGUUUUUCAAAGUCCCUGUCUUCUGGAACUACUGCUAUUUGUGAUGAGCAUCAUAGGAUAUGAAUACUAGUGAUCAGAUAAAUUAUUCCAAGAUUUAGAGUAGGUGGUGUGUACUUAGUGAAUGUAUUCAUACUAAGAGUAUUGAAUUGUUUGAAUGUCGAUGUUUAUAAAUCUAAUGAUGAAAUAGUACAAAGCAAAAGUACUGUUUA